This is a messenger RNA of Siniperca chuatsi (mandarin fish), 690 nucleotides long. RefSeq lists its product as uncharacterized. NCBI's taxonomy places the organism in Eukaryota, Metazoa, Chordata, Actinopteri, Centrarchiformes, Sinipercidae. Bases 1 to 690 code for a protein of 229 amino acids. The transcript is spliced from 2 exons. The record is from RefSeq and is a predicted model, not a curated record.
AUGACCGCUGCCAUGGCCUUGGAGAUGCUUCAGAACUUGGACAGCGAUGACUCUGACGCAGGGGAUCUAUUGGAGGUGGAAAGUGACAGCGACAUUUCCUUUGUGCAAGAAAACACUUCGUCCUCAUCAGAGAGUGAUUUAGAGUCCAUACCGAGGAAAAAGAGGCGGCUACUUUCAUCGGAGACUAGGGAUCCCGAUGUUCCGUUCACGGCUGACGUUCCAGGCCUUCCCGAACCAGUACCUGCUCUUGAGCCAACUGGAGUGCUCAGCCCGCCCUUGGAGUCAUCUCGGCCGGAGGCCGCUGUGGAAAAGGGGAAGGAUGGGACGGUGUGGACGGUCCUUCAGUCAACUGAACGUCCAGGGAGAAGGCAGAGCCAAAAUGUCCUGACUGAAGCUGCUGGCCCCACAGCGCACGCGAAGCGCAACAUCGGAGAUGCGCUCACGGCCUUCUUGUGUGUGUUUGAUGAUGGCAUGCUGAAACACAUCAGGGACUGCACUGUGGCUGAGGCACAUCAGCACCGUGGUGACAGCUCAUGGGACCUGACAGUGGCUGAACUGAAGGCCUUCAUAGCGCUGCUAUAUAUCCGUGGAGCACAGGGAGCAAAAACAUGGAGUUGGGCAGCCUUUGGUCGGAAAAAUGGGGCUUCCGUUUUCAAGGAAACCAUGUCCAGAAAUCGCUUCAGGAGAUAA